Molecule: messenger RNA, 1191 nt
Organism: Penicillium expansum
Lineage: Eukaryota; Fungi; Ascomycota; Eurotiomycetes; Eurotiales; Aspergillaceae
Product: putative aminotransferase
Exons: 3
Coding region: 1-1191 (396 amino acids)
Biological process (GO): biosynthetic process
Molecular function (GO): catalytic activity; pyridoxal phosphate binding
Source: RefSeq, a predicted model, not a curated record
AUGGUCCGGAUCAAUGCGUUCGCCGUGGAGCAAUGGAUGGACCUCUAUGAAACCAGUGCAAAGCACAACCUCGCCGAAACAUGCUGCGCAUCCAUCUCCCUCAACGAUCUGCUAGCUCUGUCCCCGAAAACCGACCUAGUAGACUACACGCAGAAGCAAGUCUACGGCGCGAUCCGGGGCUCCGAGGCGCUGAGGACCAACAUCGCGAACUUGUAUUCCGGGCCCGUCUCUGCUGAUCGAGUCCUCGUCACAAACGGUGCCAUCCAGGCUAAUUUCUUGGCGCUCUAUACUCAUGUCGGGCCGGAGGAUCAUGUUAUUUGUCAGUAUCCGACCUACCAGCAAUUGUAUUCUGUUCCCGAGUCUUUCGGAGCCGAGGUUAGUCUGUGGCGAUCGGAUGAGGCGAAUGGGUGGAAGAUGGACUUGGAGAAGUUGAGCUCGUUGAUUAGGCCAAACACGAAGAUGAUUAUUUUGAACAACCCCCAGAAUCCCACUGGCGCGAUUAUUCGUCGAGAGGAAUUGCAGGGGAUUGUGAAUAUCGCGCGUGAGCAUGGUCUCCUGAUUCAUUCUGAUGAGGUUUAUCGACCUUUGUUCCAUUCUCUUGACUGCGGCCAAGAGGUUCCUCCGUCUAUACUUGAAUUUGGGUAUGAGAAUGUCAUUGCAACGGGUUCCAUGUCCAAAGCUUUCAGCUUGGCUGGGAUCCGAUUGGGUUGGAUUGCUUCGCCGAAUCCUGAGAUUAUCGAAGCUUGUGCCUCUGCUCGUGAUUAUACUCUGAUCUCGGUUGGCCAAAUCGAUGAUAGCGUGGCAGCACAUGCCUUGUCCAGUCCAUGCGUGGAAAACCUGUUGCAGCGCAAUCUUCGCCUGUCUCAGCGGAACCUCGAAGUCCUUGAAGCAUUCAUCGAAGAUUACAACUGGGCUAUGAAGUGGACAAAGCCAAAGGCCGGAACGACUGCGUUCAUCAAAUUUGUCGACAGGGAAGGCAGGGCAAUCGACGAUGUCGUGUUCUGCCAGCGACUCCAGGAAAUGACCGGGGUAAUGCUGGUCCCUGGGAGCCAGUGCUUCGGGGGUGGGGUGGAUUUCCGCGGAUAUGUGAGAUUGGGCUAUGUCCAGGACAACCAGGUGAUAGUUGAUGGAUUGAACACUCUGAGACAGUUCAUGCGUGAUGAGUAUGAGAAGUUGCCGCUAGCUUGCUGA